AUGAGUUUCUUUACAAAUCGAAAUGGCUUGAGGUUAUCAUAAUUUAAAAUGACAUGGCGAGCAAGCCACCUCAGAGGGAAUUGUCCAAAAUUUGGAAAUGGGUCUCCCAGAAGAGCCAGUGGUAUAAUUCCUGGCCAAUCGGGACUAUACCUAGCAUGAAAUCAGGAGUUACAUCCUGAGCUUACCUAUCUGCCUGCCAAGUAGCGUGUGUAUGCUCUUCUCCAGCAGAGCGACCUAUAACAAACUGACUAGCAAGUGAAGAAAACAUUAUAGGUGUAGAUACUCAAUUAGAAUCACAUCUGACUCCUCAAUAAUUAUUAAUAAAUUAAUUGAGGCUAUCGUACAACUUUUCAAUAAAAAAUCCCCAAGAUAACAAAAUCUACAUCGUCUGCCAAUGGUUUCUCUCAGAUAUUUUAUUUAGUUACGAAUUUCUCUGCGACUUACUAGAAGUCAAUACCUUUAGAUUUGAUCUUACAGGCAGCGGAAACAGCGAAGGCGAAAAUACCUAUGCAGGCUACGUAAGAGAUGCAGAAGACAUUGACGAUGCUGUUAAAUUUGUAGUUUCACAAGGCUACGAAGUAGAAGGAAUUAUAGGUCAUUCUAAAGCCUCCAGUGGCGUAAUUAUUUAUUCUGCCUUGUAUGGGGAGGUUAAAAACAUCAUAGUAUUGGCUCCUCGAUUUUUAGCCUGCAAUAUUCCAGACUUUAUUGCCGACAGCAUUGAAGAAGUCCAUAAGAAUGGCUACAUCUUGCAUACUGCUUUUGGAAAAACCUGGAGAAUUACGGAAGAAAUGAUCCAGGAAAUGAUGGGUCUUGAUUUAAGGUUUUAUUGCCAAAGAGUGCAAGGGAAUAUUUAUAUUAUUCAUGGAGAAGCUGAUGACAAAGUGCCUUUUUCAGAAUCAAUAGAGCUAGUAAAAGAAUUAAAAGAAAAAUGCAGAGGGUUUUUCAAGCUUAAUUGUGAUCAUUUCUUUACAGGGGAAAUUGAUGAGGCGGUUGAGAUUAUUCAUAAAAUUAUCGAUCAGAAUUAA
Messenger RNA from Blepharisma stoltei, 1025 nucleotides. The record is from the annotation of a GenBank genome assembly. NCBI's taxonomy places the organism in Eukaryota, Ciliophora, Heterotrichea, Heterotrichida, Blepharismidae.